AGCUGACCGCUGGGCGGGCGAGAGAAACGCGGAAGCGGAGCUGGCCUGCCCUGCGCCGCUUGCUUUCUGCUUGCGGGGGAGCUGCGUCAUGGCUGCAGGCGGGGAGCCGCCGCGUCUGUGGCUGCCGCUGCUUUUGCUGCUGCAGCUGGAGACGCCCUGCAGCUCGACGUGCGGCUCUCCGGGGCAGCAGGGGUGGCCCGUGCCUUACAGGUGAGAGGAAUGAGAGGGGAGGGGAGAGGGUCGUCGGGCAGGAUCCCCCGCCCCCGCGGCCGCCUACUAUAGCAGGUGCGGUGAUGGCUCACUUCCAGGGGAUGGCAAGAGAGGUUUGGGCUCCCCGUCCAAAAAUUAGGAUUUGCAAGCAUCCGGGCUGUGCCUAAAGUGGAACAAAGGGGUUGCAUGCAGUCCUGUCGUUCAGGUUUGUGCUUGCGCAGGAGAACUUUCCCCUCCUCUCCCCUGCCCCCCCCCCUAAAUAUGGGGGACCCUCUGAGCAUAUUUGGGGAAGGGUGGUGCCAGGGGGAGGAAAAGAAGAAGCCUUGUUGUGUCAGUGGAGCUUCAGAUGUCCAGAGUGGGAUCAUAGAAUUGUAGAGCUGGAAGGGAUCCGGGGUCAUCUAGUCCAACCCGCUGCAAUGCAGGAACCCUGCCUACAGGCAUCCCUGGGUGGUCUCGAACCACCAGCCUUAUGGUUAACAGCCAGGUGCGAGCAAUGCAGAGUUCCAGAUGGGACGCUUUUUCAACACAGAUGACUCAUGGGCAUGCAGUGGUGACUUGUCAGGGGCUGAGCAGUCUCAAAAUGGGGAGAUUAAGUAUAAUUAUGGGAUGUAGCUCUGCGAGAGAGAAAAUUCAAGAGAUGUCCAAGCAAGAGAUGACUUCCAGUUUAUGGCCGUUUCUUUCUUCUAAUCUGAACUUUUGGGUUAAAAUGAAAAUUUUUAAAAAACAACACAUUUAUUUAUUUUAAUGCAGGCGUUUUGAUUACCGCCCUAAAACAGAUGCCUACUGCCAGGCUCGUUACACUUUCUGCCCAACUGGCUCUCCCAUUCCGGUGAUGAGAGAUGACGAUGUCCUGGAAGUAUUUCGGUUACAGGCGCCUGUCUGGGAAUUCAAAUAUGGAGCUCUCCUUGGUCAUAUGGUAAAGUGACAUGCGGCUCCUCCUCCUCUGUUUUGUCAGCCUUUUGCAUCCCAAUUAACCUAGAUUUCAAAACGUGCAAUACAGAACUGACAUUGUUAAUUUGAUUAACUAUAGACCGUGUAAAUAUAUUCAGAAAACAUUGUUUACCACUUCUCUGGCAACAGGAGAGUGUUAGAAAAUGUUCUGAGAAUUUUUAAGUAACAGCUUUGAAAGAAGCAAUCUUUAAAUGGCACUUUCAGGCGAUUUUUAUUUUUUGUUUUAUUACUAUUCCUGGCUAAUGCCAGUCACUGGCAUGUGACAGUGAUUCACCCCCUCCUUCCAGAUAUUCAGCGUGUAAAAGUUUCUAUGUUCGUGCAGAGAAAUCACGGGACGUCCACUUCCUGGAACUGCGCCAUUUCCCCAGAUUGCUUUGUUAUUUUAUGGCAUUCAUAGUGUUGCCUUUCCUGCCAUCCAAGGCAUGUUACAAAAAACCCCAUUACGACAGCAUAAUUGGCCAAUUAGCCUUACGAGCUGUGCAAAGUAUGGCUCACUGAUUCUCAUAGUUGCUUUUGUUUUGGAAUUUGCAAUUUCUAGAUUGUGGUAGCUCUGUGAACACUUACCUAGAAGCAAAGCCAAUUGAAACUUAAGCAUGAUUUACUUUUGAGUAUGCAUGCAGUGGGUCAAGCUCUUACCCAUGUGUAGGCAAACUAAGGCCCGGGGGCCGGAUCCAGCCCAAUCGCCUUCUAAAUCUGGCCUGCGGAUGGUCCGGGAAUCACCAUGUUUUUACAUGAGUAGAAUGUGUCCUUUUAUUUAAAAUGCACCUCUGGGUUAUUUGUGGUGCCUGCCUGGUGAUUUUACAUGAGUAGAAUGUGUGCUUUUAUUUAAAAUGCACCUCUGGGUUAUUUGUGGGGCAUAGGAAUUCGUUCAUUGUUUAUUUAUUUUUUUCAAAAUAUAGUCCCCCACAAGGUCUUAGGGACAGUGGACCGGCCCCCUGCUGAAAAAGUUUGCUGACCCAUGCUCUUACUGUUCAAUCCUCUGUGUGUAUACUUAGACUCACGUCUCAAUUGUAUUUAGUGGGGCUUACUCCCAUGUAAGUGUUCAUAGGAUUCUAGAGCAGUGUUAGAAACUCAGAUAUGUAAGCUAAUCGCCAGAUGGCACCUGACACCUAGGUUAUGAUCACCACGAUGGAAUUUCUCGGCAAUGAUUUUUUUUUUUUUACACUGCAAUUUAUUAUUCUUAUUAUUCAUUUCUGUGCCGCUUUAUAAUUAAAAUUUUUAAAAAUCGCAAGGCGAUUUACAACACAUUGAAGCAUCCAAUAAAACAAUCCAAAAUAAAUUGCAAGCUUCCAGGAAAAUACUUCAGAUCCUUUCCCCAUAUUUAUUCACCUAUUUAAUUUAUAUAGCAGUAGUACUCUAGGAAGCCAGGGUGGUGCAGCGGGUAGAGUGUUAAACUAGGACCUGGGAGCUCAGGGUUUGAAUCCCUGCUCAGUCAUGAAGCUCACCUUGGAGCCAGUCACAGCCUCUUAACCUCCCUCACAGGGUCAUGGUAAGGAUAAGCUGAGGAGUGGGGUGAACCAUGUACUUCUUGGAGAGAAAAAAGGGGGGAUAUAAAUGCUGUGAAUAAGCUCUUCUGUGUACCUGCUUAAGAAAGCUGGAGGGGUCAGCCAGAUGGAGAUGUCAGUUGCCACCACAUAUCUAUCUUAUGUGAUGGACCUGUAAAAGUCCAUAAAAGGGUAAAAGAGUAUUGGGAAAUAAUUCAUAAUGAAUUGAAAAAAAUGUUUAAAAGUACUUUCCCAAAAAAACCAGAGUCCUUUUCGUUGGGGGAAAUUCCCAGGUGUCAAAAAAGGUUAUUUAUGUAUGCCACUACUGUGGCCCGUGUUUUGUUAGCCCAAAAAUGGAAAAGGAGUGAAGUCCCAACUAAAAAAGAAUGGCAACUUAAGCUGAUGGAAUAUGUGCAGUUUGCGGACCUAACAUUUAGAAUAAGAGAACAAGAAGAACAUAUGUUUAAAGAAGAUUGGAAAAUGUUUAUUGAAUAUAUGGAGGAAAACUGUGUAUAUUUGAAAACGUGGGCAGCAUUAAGAGGAAUUCAACAGUGUAAAUAAGUUUUGAUGGAUGUAAUAAUGGAGUACUGAAUGGAUUAAUUUAUAUAAAAUAUGCAGGGAUUUAUGUUGUGCAAAAUGAACCAUGGAAAGAGAGGAAGGGAAAUCAUUGAUAUUUUAAGGUUGUUUAAAUGAAUAUUCUAAAAUGUAAAACAGAAAAUUUAAUAAAAAUUAUAGGAAAAAAGAGAGAGAUUUCAGUUGCCAAUCCGGCAUCCAGAGAGCUCCAUGUGGUCGCAUUUGGACCCGCGCCAGCCGUAAAACGUGCCUGGCUAAUUUCUAACACUGCCUUGGAGCAGUAAGGGGAAACCUGUGGCUUUUCAGAUGUUUCUGGACUGCCAGCUUCCAUUGUCCCUGACCAUUGCUAGGUGGUGCUGAUGAGAGCUCUGGUCCAACCAACCACACUGGCUCCCCACCCCUGAGUUAGAGUCCUUACAGAGAGAAAAGAAAUGUGGAAUGAUGAACGAAGGCAUGCCUUCACUUGUGUUGGUUAUUCCUUUCUUUUAGAAGAUCAUGCACGACGCUGUUGGUUUCAAGAGCUCCUUAUCGGGGAAGAACUACACAAUGGAGUGGUAUGAGCUUUUCCAGCUGGGGAACUGCACGUUUCCUCAUCUCCGGCCCAAUUUGCUUGCCCCUUUUUGGUGCAAUCAGGGGGCCGCCUGCUUUUAUGAAGGAAUAGAUGACGCCCAUUGGAAGGAGAACGGGACCUUGGUUCUGGUGACCACAAUCUCAGGUAAACAUGCAAACAUUCUCAUGGAGCUUGUUGACGUGGGUGAGAUUCAGAAGUUGUUGGUGCAUGAUGAUUAUUUUGGGCUUGGUUCAGGCCAGUAAGCAAUCUGAGCGUGUUACUGUAUAUCCAUAUACCGUAUUUUUUUGCUCUAUAAGACUCACUUUUUCCCUCCUAAAAAGUAAGGGGAAAUGUGUGUGCGUCUUAUGGAGCGAAUGCAGGCUGCGCAGCUAUCCCAGAAGCCAGAACAGCAAGAGGAAUUGCUGCUUUCACUGCGCAGCGAUCCCUCUUGCUGUUCUGGCUUCUGAGAUUCAGAAUAUUCUUUUUUCUUGUUUUCCUCCUCCCAAAACUAGGUGCGUCUUGUGGUCUGGUGCAUCUUAUAGAGCGAAAAAUACAGUAUCUUUGCAAAUUGUUUGUGUUACUGUGUUCCAUGAAGUGGGACUAUUGUCCUUUGUUCUUUUGCUCUUUGCUGUCUCAUGCUAGAGAGAGAGGGAGCCAUGUUGCAGUGCUCCAUGUGUGUUUAUAUGUAAAUAAAGUAGAUUAGCCAAAAUGCUGAGUGGCUGAGGUCUGUUACGCAAGAUGCGCAAACUCUGUGGAACCCUAAGUGUGCCGAUGUCUGUUGGCAUCAGUCGCUGUGAUGUUCGGGCUGAAGAAAGCUUUUGAAGCUCUCGAACGAUCAACCAGGAGGGAGAGAACAUGCCAGUCGGGCAUGUGUCUCUGCCAGGGUCCUACUCGAGUGUAGGCCGAACUCCUGAUAGUUAGAGCCAUUCCUCUGUUUUCUGUGGAACUGGGAAGAUCUCCAGAGGUCUUCAGAUUUGAACACUUCGUGGACACAGAUUCUUUGUCAUCAUGUGCUUACACCAAGCAUUCUGGUGUUCCUUCUGAAAUAAAUUUCAAAAAGUGACUGCUAUGCUUGCAUAGGAGCAUCAGCCCAGCCUGUCAGGGAACACUGAAAGCCAGUGGGGUGUAGUGGUUAGUGCGUCAAACCCUGGGAGACACGGGUUCAAGCCCAUACUCUGCCAUAAAGCCAACUGAGAGCCCUUGGGUGUCUCUCAGCUUAACCUAUACCUCACAGGAUUGUUGUGGGGAUUAAAUGAGGAGGGAACUAUGUACGCUACGCUGAGCUGCUGGGAAGAAAAAGGUGGGAAAGGCUGCAGAAUUAAGCAGGUGAUUUGAAAGCACAGAUAGUAUUCAGCUGUGCAGAUAUGAUUCUCCUAUCUCCUUCCCGUAGUGUGAUAUUGUGUUUUCUUCUUCUUGCACAGGAGCUAUGUUUAAUCAAAUGGCAAAAUGGGUGAAAUAUGACAACGAAACUGGCAUUUACUAUGAGACGUGGAUGGUCAAAGAGAGCCCGGAAGAGCAGGCCAGAGUGUGGUUUGAGCCUUACGAAUGCUCCAAGUUUGUCCAGAGGACAUACCAAAAGCUAGCUGAGCUGGGGGCCAUUUUUAAGAAGAUACAAACGAAUUACACCACUAUUACACUCUUCAGUGGAGAGCCCGUCUGCUUUGGAAAUGAAACAGCUAUAUUUGGACCACACGGAAACAAAACGCUAGCUCUGGCCAUUAGAGACUUCUAUUCUCCUUUCAAACCUUAUCAUUCCGUCAAAGAGUUCUUUCUAAACCUCUUGAGGAUAUUUGAUGAAGUGGCUGUGGACCAUCAGUUUUACCUCUUCUAUAACUUGGAAUAUUGGUUUCUGCCAAUGAAAUAUCCUUUCAUGAAAAUAGCCUAUGAAGAAAUCCCAUUGCCUCAUUCAAACAGCACAAAGUUGGGCGUGUAGUUUUUCGUAAUGACUUUUUUUUUUGGGUACAAAGACCCAAAAAAAGCAAAAUAAAACCCCCAAACCCAUUUUAUGCUGAGUUGCCUCAGAUGUCUUUCAGGCUAACAAAGAUGCCCGAAACUACUAGGAUAUACCUGGAUUUUUACUAACGCUGAAAAGGUUAUCUGCACAGGGAAAUGAAUGAAUCAAACCUAAGCUAUUUCACCUUUAACUGUGUGAGGGAAUGAGAUUCUUUUCCAAGCCUUCAAUUUUCCUUUGACUUCCAGAGACACUUGAUGUAUGCACUGGAACCAAUGUGGGUGAAUAAGGGUGGUAAAUAAUUAUUGUACAGUUCUCAUUAUGUGCCCUGUACCUGAUUUGAAUGGUUGCAUUUAAACGUGGGAGCAGCCCUCCUGAGUGAUUCACCCACCUAUUUUCAUUUUAUUACCCUCACUGUAGCACUCUGUAGAGCAGGCAUCCCCCAACCUUUGACCCUCCAGAUGUUUUGGACUACAAUUCCCAUCAUCCCUGACCACUGGUCCUGUUAGCUAGGGAUCAUGGGAGUUGUAGGCCAAAACAUCUGGAGGGCCAAAGGUUGGGGAUGCCUGCUGGUAGAGCUGCAGGAGUGGACAGGAGAUUCAAGUAAUGCUGGCAUGCAGAAGUAUGUGGGGAAAAAAUGGUUUUCAAGGAUGCUUACUAAGCCAUUAGCAUUGGACAAUCACAUAGAAUAGAAAAUAGGAAUGUGGCUGCACAUACAUUCCUAACCUUGAGGUCAACCUUAAGACAAUUAUGGGGAUCUGCUUAAGCACUUUUAAGUAGCUGCUACUUACUCCAGGUGUGUUAAAUUUAUAGGUUGCUGCAAUUCUAAAGGAUGUUUUUCCUGGAUGAAUGCCAGCUGAUCUGUGCUGUUGCUUGAACUACAAAGUUUUUCAAAAUAGGCUCAAUGAGUUGGCAGUGUCAAUUUGUGUGUUGCAAAACUUCUAAUCACAAUGAAGUUACGUGCCUUGCUUUUAAAAAUAUUUCUUGCUUUGGAUUAAAAUUUCAUGUCCUUUGUUCGUCCAUAAUCCCUAUAGUUUGGAUUAAAGUUUUAACUACUGACCCAGAGGUCUUAUCUCUGUAACUGGGACAGUUUGUGCCAGUGUUUUACAUCUUAAAUGGAAACUUGGGUUAGUGAGCGUAAAAUCCUUGGGGAAGAGCAAAUCGGGUCUGGCUGUUUAAACUGGCCUAAGGAAUAGCACUGUUCAGUAUUGGCCUAUCUAGCAGAUAAAUAUGUAUCAAAAUGAGCUAAGUUUUUAUUUACUUAAGACAAUUUUUUUACUGUACAGUGGUACCUCGGGUUACAUACGCUUCAGGUUACAGACUCCGCUAACCCAGAAAUAGUACCUCAGGUUAAGAACUUUGCUUCAGGAUGAGAACAGAAAUUGCGCGCGGCAGCAGGAGGCCCCAUUAGCUAAAAUGGUGCUUCAGGUUAAGAACAGUUUCAGGUUAAGAACAGACCUCCAGAACAACCUCUCCAGGAAGGUAGAUCAGAGUAAGUUUCUUUAGAUCUAAGCCAACUUUAUAGAACAGAAAGGGAAAUCACAUGGAGGAGGAACACUCAUUCAUAUAACAGAAACCUGGAUAAUAUUAGCUUUGCUCUGCUGCUAAGUUUAUACCUGAUUGCUAUGGGGUAGGGAGAAAGCAGCCAUUAUUAACAAUACUAUAAUGAAAUAGAAAGGUAAAACAGGCAGCUACACAGGGGCACUUUUCAAAGUAUCAAGAUGCUCAUUCACACAACCGAAAAUAACACCAUAAGGAUGGAAACAAUAUUACUUAAUUUUCAUUUCAAAAACCACCCAGAAACCAAGUACAUUUUAGAAUCGAAAAGGACAUUUAAAGUGUUAUUUUAAACAAAUUCAGAUAAAAUCUGCCUAUUCGAUAAAGAUCUACAGAAACUUGUAUCCUAUUCAGAUGUAGAGUCCAUUGAGCAAAAUGUUCUUUGAAUCAUAGUCUUACAGUUCACUCUCAUCUAUACGUCUGGUAUAUUUGGCAGUAAUUAAAAUGGGUACAUUUUUUAAUUACAAGAGGAUCCUACACUCAAAAUAUAAAAUCCGUACUUUUUUUUUAUUUGAUGGAAUCUUAAUAGAAAGUGCAUGCGAAGUUUUAUCACUUACUCUGUAUCACAUCAUGGUCUUUGUUGGAUUUUUUUGAGAAGUAAUACUUCUGAAAAUAUCAGAAUCUGUCCAGGUAAACAUGUACAAAAACAGGUGCCAAAAUGUGUUUCUGAUUCAAUACAUAAAGUUGCUGGUUUUUUAAACGUUAACGCUUUUAAUUAAAGGUAUAUCUUUCUUCGCAUACCAUGGAAUGGGUCCUUAGUCAAACCUUAAAAUGUAUCCUGCAUUACCACUUAAACCUUCACUACGUCUGCCUCCCACACCUUCAGGUUCCUUUUAAAAGCUUGUUUAGACUCUGGCAUAGUGUUUUCUUGGCCUAAUUUGUGUAGGCCUUCAAACCUAGUCUUCAUUACUCUGGAGACGUUUCUCUUACUAAACACUGCUGGAAGAAGAGACUGCUCAAAGAAAUAUUUCGAAAAUAUUUUUGAUGUAGAUACAAGCUACACACUGCACCACACUUCAAGUUCGUAACAGCAAUGCAGUAGGUUUUCUUGGCAAAAUGUGCUAAUGCUGAAGAAUAUGGAAGCGGUGCCAUUAUGAAGAAUGGGACUAAUGCAAUUUUAUACUUAAAAAACACCCAAACCAGUAUACCUGAAGGAGCAUCUCCACCCCCAUCAUUCUGCCUGGACACUGAGGUCCAGCGCCGAGGGCCUUCUGGCGGUUCCCUCACUGCAAGAAGCAAAGCUACAGGGAACCAGGCAGAGGGCCUUCUUGGUAGUGGCACCUGCCCCGUGGAACGCCCUCCCAACAGAUGUCAAAAGAGAAGAACAACUACCAGACUUUUAGAAGACAUCUGAAGGCAGCCCUGUUUAGGGAAGCUUUUAAUGUUUGAUGGAUUAUUAUAUUUUAAUAUUUUGUUGGAAGCCGCCAGGAGUGGCGGAGUACAAAUAAAAAUAUUAUUAUUAUUAU
This is a messenger RNA of Podarcis lilfordi (Lilford's wall lizard), 8742 nucleotides long. The record is from the annotation of a GenBank genome assembly. Lineage: Eukaryota; Metazoa; Chordata; Lepidosauria; Squamata; Lacertidae.